Aplosporella prunicola CBS 121167 is the source of this 1857-nucleotide messenger RNA. RefSeq lists its product as uncharacterized. The transcript is spliced from 2 exons. Gene Ontology annotation, cellular component: cytosol; cytoplasm. Bases 440 to 1558 code for a protein of 372 amino acids. NCBI's taxonomy places the organism in Eukaryota, Fungi, Ascomycota, Dothideomycetes, Botryosphaeriales, Aplosporellaceae. Gene Ontology annotation, molecular function: carboxy-lyase activity; hydrolase activity. Gene Ontology annotation, biological process: secondary metabolic process. The record is from RefSeq and is a predicted model, not a curated record.
GACUGGGGGCUGAGGGCCGUACCGGGGGGUCGUUGUAGUCGUACACGUAACCGUCGUCGCCAUCGUCGCUGUCGUCUUUGACUAGACCUAGCCGUCGUCGUACUACAGCAACUUAACCACCAAACAGCUAUAGUAUGGACCUACGGCUAUGUAACUGACACCAUGACCUGGCGAGCAUAAAGGAAAGGCACCUAGUCACGGCACCCCCAUCGGCCUGCGGUGCCACGGCAGCCAUACAUGUAUGCCGCCAAAAGCCAAUCGGAAGCAGCUGUUUCCGGACUUUUCAUUUACAUAUACGAAGUAUACUCCGGCAUAUAUAAGUGUCUGGGUAACAUCAAACUUUCUCGUAUUCUCAUCCAUCUUCCACCUACAUACAACAACCAGCCAGCCAACCUAUACACCAGUUUCCAUCAUCAUCAUCAGUACUACCUAGCCCAAAAUGUCUUCUUUUUCCUCCUCCUACGACCGCAUCGACGUCCACUCGCACUUCCUCCCGCCCUUCUACCGCGACGAGCUCGCCCAAAACGGCCACUCCAACCCCGACGGCAUGCCCGCCAUCCCCGAAUGGGACCUCCCAACGCACCUCGCCCUAAUGGCCCGCCUACACAUCACGAAAUCCAUCCUCAGCAUCAGCAGCCCCGGCACCUACCUCACGGCCAGCACCCCCCCAGCAGCCGCGGCAGACCUAACCCGGCGCACCAACGCGUACGCCGCAUUGCUAAAACAGCAAGAGCCGGCACGGCUGGGGUUCUGGGCGUCGCUGCCUCUGCCCGCGGUCCCGGAGACGCUCGCAGAGAUCGACUCCGCGCUGGCCGACGGCGCCGACGGCUUCGUCCUGCUGUCGAGCGCGCACGGGCAGUACGCGGGCGACGGGGCGCUGGAUGCCGUGUUUGCGCGGCUGGACGCGCGCGGGGCGACGCUGUUUAUCCACCCCACGACGCCGUGCGGAGAAGACGGGGGCAGUGCGGCGCCGCUGGCCAGCCGCGGGUACCCGAACCCCAUGUUCGAGUUUAUGUUCGAGACAGGGCGGGCCGUGGCGCAGCUGUUCCUCAGCGGAGCCGUGGCGCGCUUUCCGCGGCUGCAGUUCGUGAUUCCGCAUGCGGGGGGCGCGGUGCCGGGGAUUUUGAACCGCGUGGUGGGGUUCGCGGGGGUGGUGCCGGGGCCUGGGAAGGGGUUGGAGGUGCAAGACGUGCGGGAGGCGAUGCGGACAAGGUUUUGGUUCGAUUUGGCGGGCAUUGUGUGGAGUGAUGAGGGGCAGGGGAAGGGGAAGGGUGAGGGUGGGGUUGGAAUCGAGGGCGAUGUCCCGAAUAAUCAGCUCCAGGGCCUGCUGAGUGGGUGCGGCGUUGGGCCCGAUCGCCUGCUGUAUGGCAGCGACUACCCGUUUACGCCUGAGGCGAGCGUGGUGAGGCUGGCGGAGGUGAUGGAGGUAGGGCUGGAAGCCAUGUUUUCGAAGAAGGAGGUUGGCCGGAUCUUGAGUGGGAAUGCGGAGGCGUUUUUGAAGGAGAUUGGGGAGGCGAGGAAGGAGGUGCUGGGAGAUGGGGUUGCGGAUGGGGUGUGAGUGGUUUUGUUGGAGGAUGGUGGGGGAGGGCGGAUAGGGCGAUGUGAGUGUCGUUGAGCGAGGGGCAUGCUUGACCUCAGUGAUUCUAAGACUUCCGAAGGCGUUGUUUUCGUUUUAUGAGUGAGAUAUUUCCCACGCCAUGCUCGCGGUCUAUUCUCUACGGACAUGUCUUUUCGUGUCCCGACACAUUGUCUAAAUUUUCAACAUUUUUCUACUCCUUGACCUCACCUUGGGUGGAGUCUGCUAUAUCUACCAGAAAUCCUUUCGUCUGGACUAUCUUCCUUGGUGCUCAAAGGGGG